Westerdykella ornata is the source of this 606-nucleotide messenger RNA. RefSeq lists its product as uncharacterized. Bases 1 to 606 code for a protein of 201 amino acids. The record is from RefSeq and is a predicted model, not a curated record. Lineage: Eukaryota; Fungi; Ascomycota; Dothideomycetes; Pleosporales; Sporormiaceae. The transcript has 2 exons.
AUGACUUACGUAUCUGUCUCCCGGACACCACGCGGUAAACUCUGUCUCGUCCGCCGUAAGACCCUUCUCCGUCCGCAAUCUUCCUCGUCCACAACCACACAACCCAGUUCACCUCGCCCGUUUAACUGGUUCCCUCAACAAACAUCAGUCGUACAUGAUGUGCAUCGUAAUGCAAGAGCACAACAUAUACCAGAAGCACGAAUUCACGCCCACGGAGAGGAAAUGGCACGAUCGCAGCAGUGGAAGUUUCCCGCGUUCGGGGAACAGGUGGCCAUGGAGCAGAUGCGGUUUCGCCUUGCCUCGGAGGGUCAAAGUGAUGCGGCAACGAGGCCGUGUUUUGGGAGAGGGGAUUUACACAAUGGGAAUAACCCGUGGGAUAUUGAAGAGUGGUUGGAUGGAGUGGAAACGGAGUUGAGUUAUGAUGCUGUGGGUACGGAGGGGUGGGGUGGUGGGACGGAACUUGGAACCAAAUCCGGAAGUUUUGAUCGCAUAGUGGGAAAGCGGCGUGUGGUAGCGAUUUGCGGUUGGAUCAGAAGACGCGGUUUGCUUGAAGUUACUGAGGAGGGCGGAACGAAUGCUGGUGUAUACGUGUCACGGUGUCGAUAA